UCUGUGACAUCUGCCGAUACGGCGACCCUGAUUUCAGCAUCCGCCGGGGUCCUCAGACGUUCGCGCGUUUGUCUCUACAUACUGAACUAAGCGGGACAGUUCUGACUCUUUAUGGUGAAAUGAUGGGACAGAGCGCCAAGGUGUUCAGCAAGUGGUUUUCUCUUACACCAACUGCACAAGCAGGUAAAUCUCUAAAUAUAGAGAGGGGUCAGGACAAGGAAAACAUCAGGAAAGUUCACGAACAGUUAUGUAAGGAACUGAACACACUUCAGCGGGAACACAAACACGCGCGGCAGGUCGUGGACAGUCUGCAAUGGGACUACGACCGAUCCAAAGAUUUCGACCCCUUGAGACGUUAUGGUUUGCUGAAAGGUAUGAUCAAGAGGACAAUUCUUCAUUUUAAACUUAACGAAGACAAAGUGACUGGAUCUAAUUCAGUAACAGGGAUCCGAAAUCUUGCCACUGCUUAUAAAGAGUUGUCCUAUACGCUGGAGUUAACGAGGAGAAAGGCCGAUCUGGACGACAUGUCAGUAGAAGAAAUAAAGUCUGAAGUUGAACAAUUACGUCAUCAGGUCAACGGGUUGAAGGGUCGGUGUUCUCUGGUAACAGACACUAUCACUCAAUUGGAGAAAAAAUACGAGCUAUCUAAACAUUUUGCACCACCGAAGCGAUACGAAUUGAUGAAGAAGAUGGUCCAGAAAGUUGUAAACGAUCAGUUUAUAUGACAUUAUCAACUUCGACAGAACAUCACACAAAACAAUGUGCACCCCUCCAAAGCAAUAAUCCAAAACCAGAUUAGGUAUAAUUGUGUAUCGUCUGUAAGCAAUGGACCCUUGGAACACAGCACUAACCUGGAUAACCGGGAUCAAACAUAUUACGGAGAACCCUGGCUUCUAACUCUUCCUGUGGCAUCGGCCAGAAGUAAGGAUGAUAACUGGACAACGGUUAGCUUAAAACUUGUCACGGUGACAAAAUAGCAACCCUUUCUCCUUUCUCCUUUGAAUUUCAAGAUUUUUGAAAAUUACUACAGGAAAAAUUUAGUGUUGGUAAUAUAGACACAUCCCAGAUUAGAAUUGUAUGGUGCACGUAAGACAAUGGAUGAUGGACUAUCAUUGUGAUAAUCUGCAAUCGUCCUGCUCUGGAGCAAAAAUAUCUAUUUGAAAAGGUUUCUCUGCAUUUUGUAAGAUUGCUUUACUGUUUUGUAUCAUUCUGUUGAACAUGGUUUCAAUAUGUAUUGUAUACAUCAUAUCCUAUUUGGAUCAAUUGAUUGAUUAUUAAACAUGCUAUAACGUAGAUUCAGUUGCUGUGAAGACCACAAACCUUUACGAGUCAAACACAAAUCUUGUACAUCUAUAUUUGGAAUAGUAAAACUAUCCAUGGUUUAAUAAAAUUCCUCCAUUACGAUAGUCGACAAUUAAAUCAAAGCACUUAAACAAUUAUAUCAACCUAGUUUGUCUUACAUAUAUGUAUAUCUCCUCGUCAGUAUUCGUGUGCCUUUAUCUGGAGGGGGACAAAACAUACUGAAUUUCCGUCUCACACACAUGUAGUAUCAUGUUCGGUGAUUCAGAAGUCGAUAGUGUGAACAGUAAUUUCACUUAUGUUCAAAAUUUUGCCAGACACCACAAAUAUAUGCUACUUAUAUUAUUGUAAAUAUAGCACACUGCUACAGACGAAGCUUUGAAUAGUUUAUCAUUACUUCAGAAUCAUGUUUUUGUCUGUUAUAAUAAAUAGUAUCUUUUAGAAAUUUGAAUGGAAGUGUGAAGAUCCACCGACAUCUAUACGUCGUUGGUUGCCCGUGCUUUCUGUUUGUUCUAAAAAAUUAUUGCAUACUUUUACCUAUAGUUUUAUUGGUAAUAAAUAUAUGGCUGAAAAAAU
Ostrea edulis (European flat oyster) is the source of this 1875-nucleotide messenger RNA. RefSeq lists its product as uncharacterized. The record is from RefSeq and is a predicted model, not a curated record. The transcript has 3 exons. Bases 120 to 725 code for a protein of 201 amino acids. Lineage: Eukaryota; Metazoa; Mollusca; Bivalvia; Ostreida; Ostreidae.